This is a messenger RNA of Trifolium pratense (red clover), 745 nucleotides long. RefSeq names its product 40S ribosomal protein S20-2-like. The transcript has 4 exons. The record is from RefSeq and is a predicted model, not a curated record. Lineage: Eukaryota; Viridiplantae; Streptophyta; Magnoliopsida; Fabales; Fabaceae. Gene Ontology annotation, cellular component: cytosolic small ribosomal subunit; ribosome. Gene Ontology annotation, biological process: translation. Gene Ontology annotation, molecular function: structural constituent of ribosome. Bases 185 to 553 code for a protein of 122 amino acids.
CCCCACAGAAGAUAAAAUAAAACACAAACUUUCAAAUAAAAUUGAAGAAACCCUAGCAGCUUGUAUCGUCGUCAACCAUUCUUCUUCACCGCCUCCCUUACCUCUCCAAACCACCAUCGCCGGAAAUUUCCAGCACAGAAGCUUCGUAGCGUUUCUCGUCUUCUUACAAGUUUUACUUUGAACCAUGGCUUACGCUGCUCCGAAACCCACAAAGGUUGGAUUGGAAGAGUCUCAGGAGCAGAUCCACAAGAUUAGGAUCACUCUCUCCUCGAAACAUGUCAAAAAUCUCGAGAAGGUUUGCGCUGAUUUGGUUCGUGGUGCGAAGGACAAACAUCUUAGAGUCAAGGGACCUGUCAGGAUGCCUACUAAAGUUCUUCACAUCACUACAAGGAAGUCCCCUUGUGGUGAAGGUACCAACACUUGGGAUAGGUUUGAACUCCGUGUGCACAAGAGAGUCAUUGACCUUUACAGUUCCCCAGAUGUGGUUAAGCAAAUUACCUCCAUCACCAUUGAACCUGGUGUUGAGGUUGAGGUGACAAUUGCAGAUGCUUGAUCUUGAUCCAAGUUUUCCUAGUUAUUUUUUCCUCCUGUCUUUUGGUAGCUUUGAUUUUGGGACAAAGUUGGCUUGUUUUCUUUGAUGAUUUUACAGUUGUAGACAUUGAUGAAUGCCUGAAGAUAUGUUAUGCUUAAUAUGCUUUAGAUUCCUAUGAAAUUAACUUAAUAUCCCUCGAUAAGUUAUUUCCAA